Rhodotorula toruloides NP11 is the source of this 1917-nucleotide messenger RNA. Its product is annotated as F-box domain, cyclin-like domain containing protein. Gene Ontology annotation, molecular function: protein binding. The transcript is spliced from 11 exons. Lineage: Eukaryota; Fungi; Basidiomycota; Microbotryomycetes; Sporidiobolales; Sporidiobolaceae. The record is from RefSeq and is a predicted model, not a curated record. Bases 1 to 1917 code for a protein of 638 amino acids.
AUGGCGCGCGCUGCAAGCCGCAAGACGGCCCUCAAGGCGCGCGACGCGCUGCAGAAGGUGCAGAAGGAGUUGGACGAGGAGGAAGUGAUGAAGAGUUCCAGUGAGGACGAAGAGUUCGUCCGUGCGCCGCCGAAGAAACAGGGGAAGUCUUCACGUUCAACCACCGGGAAGAGGAACGCCCAAACAGGAACCAUGUCGGGAUUCAUGCGGCUGCCGCUCGAGACCGUCACCCAGAUUUGCGAGAGCGUCGACCUCAAGACCCUCUUCCACCUCUCGACCCUCAACAGGCGCUUCUUCCGCUUCCUCCGCGACGACUCGCUCAGUCACCUGUGGGAGGAUGCUCGCAAGACGAGCGAGCUGCCCGACUUCGAGGUGCCGAUGCCGCCGCACCAGCUCGCGCACCUGCUCUUCGGUUCGCACUGCUCCGUCUGCGGCAAGAGCACAACUGUCGUCGACUACUUUCUACGCAUCAGGGCUUGCAAGUCGUGCUCGGCGAAAGUUCUUAUAACGCACGACGAAGCCCAGUGCGCCGGGCAUCAUACGCCGCAAAGCUGCCGCGACAGUUUCGGGCGCAAGCGUGGAAAGCCUCUGCAGCGCGUCGACGAGCUUCAGCAUCUUCAGGGGCACUAUCAAACUCUCGAUGCUCUCCGCACCAAGGCCACAGAGAAGAAGCAGACGACUGCACCGACGAUCGACUUCAAAUGCGAUCAUCAGCUUUGCGAGGGCAUGGGCAAGGUGAACUGGACGGGCAUGCUCGAGCACUACUACAAGAUGGCUUGCGCGAGGACCAAGGACGGUCAGGCUCUCCUCGACUGGCAACUCGCGCAGGCGGCGAAGGUACAGGCGGAGCGCGAAGCGGUCGUCGAAAAACGUCGUCAAGACAUCGCGGGACGCUUCAAAGCGCUCGGAUGGCGCCCUCACUACUUCGACAAGCCUGACUUUUGCCGACACCCGCUCGUCGCGGUCGUGGAAGACCUCAACGAAGCCACUUGGACAAAGAUUCGUGGACCGCUUGAAGAAUUCCUCGAAGUGACGCGCGACGCCGAAGACGCCGCCCUCCUGGAGGAGACGAGGUCAGCCCGAACCGCCGACCGCAAGAAGGAGUUCAGCCAGCUCGCGACCAACAAGGCGGAGCUCAAGGCGCUUGGGCUGUAUCCGGUGCCGAGGUGGGACGAGUUCAUGGAGCUCGAGACAGUCGAGUCGCUGCUGUCUGUCGACACGGUCGAGGCGGCAUACGAGACCGCCCCUACUAUCGCCGACUUGGCGGAAGCCAUCGCAGCUGAGCUUGUCAUGCGGCGCACCGCUGUGAAGCUCGAGCUGUUCGACAAAGUACUCGUCCAGCUUCGCGCAACCGAAUCGACCGUCCCCGUCCCUUCCGGCGCUGGCCAAACAGGCGUUUCGGCCGGAUUGGAGGACCCGACUUCAGCGCUCAGGGUGCCAGGUGCAGCCGGCGCCGGCGAUGCCUACUCCGACGAGCAAGUCGACGACAUCAUGUCGCGCGCGUACAGCAUCUUCAAGUGCGACACGUGCAACAUGGUCGACCACUUCCCUCGCAUCCUCGGGCAUCCAUGCAGAACGUACCGAUACGGCGUCCAGCAGGACGAGGCGCAUCGCCCCUCAUUCAAGGCGGACAGCUAUUCCAUCAACUCGUCGACGAUACUCGCCGUGACCGCCCUGAUCGACAAAGCGGGGCUGCCUCGCUCUGUCAAGAUCGGCACGAUGGACGACCUCGGGGCUACGUUCAGCUGCCUCUGCCGGCAUGCAAUCCUCAAGCACACUGUUCAUCUGUACUACACUCAUGAGGACUUGACAUCAACCGUCGUCCACGAGACUUUGCAGGAGAGCAAGGAUCGGGUCUUCGCGAAACAUCUCGAGGCGGCGGUGAAAGAGUUCGGCGAGCGCGGCGAAGCCGUCUGA